Nymphaea colorata (pocket water lily) is the source of this 1828-nucleotide messenger RNA. RefSeq lists its product as uncharacterized. The record is from RefSeq and is a predicted model, not a curated record. Bases 131 to 1669 code for a protein of 512 amino acids. Lineage: Eukaryota; Viridiplantae; Streptophyta; Magnoliopsida; Nymphaeales; Nymphaeaceae. The transcript is spliced from 4 exons.
UGUGACGAAAUUAAAAAAUUUCGAACCAAACAACUCCCACCAAAGUUGGCCAUCGUCUAGGGACUACUUUAUAGGUGAUGACACCAAAUGCUUAUUCCAAAAAUCUCAGGAGGGAACGCUGGGUCUUCAGAUGCCUUUGCUUUCGCAAUGUUGGUUAAUUGUUACCGUCUUCUUGAUCCCACAGGGAUCACUCAAAUGGCGCACUCUGCACUUCUUCUUCUUCCCACUAUGGCUCGUACCCUGCCAAGUUGUAGUAUGGGUGAAGCUCUUGGCAAAUUGGUUGCCGUGCAUAGUUGUCGUCCCUCUUAAGCUCAUGUCAGGCAUGAUUGUUGCAGAUGCAAGAUUUUUAUUGUCCUUCUUUAGCAGUCACAGGAGAGACGUCAUUGAUCAUGAAGCUUCUUCUGCCGCGGAAUCCAUCAAAUUAUGCGCUCUCUCCAAGGACGAAGAUUUUGACACAUACGGCCCACUUCAGUUAGCUAUAUGCAGUCACUCGUUGCGAUCUUUCCCCACCAUUAACGAACCGAAAACCACGGAAGAAGACUGCAGGGCCAUUGUUGUCCAGGAAGAGGAACUGUACUGCAAGACAGAGUUUGCAGACACACAUAAUGUUUGUCCAGUGAUAGAUGUGCCAAAUUCCAUCGAUGGGAUGAAGGAAUCUUUUCAAAUGUCUGAUCCUAAAUUGGUGGUUUCAUUGUCGGAGCCAGAGGCACAGCAGCAGAAAGAGGAACAAAUGGAUGAGUUUUACAGAGAAUAUGCGACGAGGAUGACGAUGUUCGAUCUCCUCAACUCUGAGAGGGGCAGUAUGCUAAGUGCAAUUCUAGGGAAGCAAGUGCAGGACUCCAAUUUGGCCGAAAGGUUCGCUUCUAUAACGUCUGCUAGUGAUACUCAUGGCAAUGUUGGUAUGAGAAAGCUUGUCAGGCGUUUACAGUGUGAGUUUGAAAGGGUGUAUGUGGGUCACUCUUGUUUGUGCUGGGAUGCCAUUCAUCAUCAGUACCUGAAAAUUCAGCAGAUGGCAGCUGCAGAUUGCCAUCUGAGGUUACCAUAUGAUAGAGUAGCUCAGAAGUUUCAAAAAUUCAGGGUUUUGCUAGAGAGAUUCAUGGAAGAUGAAGGGCCGCAAAUUGAAAGGUUUUGGAGAUAUUCCAAGAGCAGAUUAGCCUCCAAAAAUUUGCUUCAAGUCCCUUGUUUAUCAGGCUAUGCUGAGGAAGAGCAAAUCGGAGGGGGGGAUGUGAAAGCGACCAAAUUGCUUCAAAUUAUGGAGGAAUCUAUAUGGACAUUUUGGGUUUUACUCUCAACUGACAACAAGAAAACUCCACGGAGAUUGGGAUCCAAGCUUCUGUGGGAUGAUCCAUUAGUUGAAGACCCGAAUGAUCUAGAGUUGCUGUUCUACCUGAGGAAGACCCUCAAAGAAAGAAAAGCAAGAGCGAAAGAUAUGGUAAGAAAGAAGAAAGGCUGGCUGUUAAAGAGAAGAAGAAUGGAUACAGUUGAAGAAGCACAAAAAUUGGAGUACCUGUUCGCCUUGAUAGAAAUAAAGCUUGUAUCCAGGGUUCUGAAGAUGAGUCACCUUUCUACUAGCCAACUAAACUGGUGCCAACACAAGCUUCAGGGUAUUGAGUUUCAUGGUGGAAAACUGUACAGGGGCUGCUCAGGCUUCUUUUUCCCUUUCUCUUAGGCUUACAGAAAAGAGAAAUGACAAGAAAGGCCUAGGCAACAUCAGUUCAUGCUGCCAAAGCCCAAAAUUUCCUUUCUAGUAUUCAAAUUGUACAGUGGGCACAUUAUUUUUUAUAUAGAGGAAUUUGUCCUCCCCAAUGGAGCAGAACUCCAGCCUUUA